This is a messenger RNA of Parnassius mnemosyne (clouded apollo), 2814 nucleotides long. NCBI's taxonomy places the organism in Eukaryota, Metazoa, Arthropoda, Insecta, Lepidoptera, Papilionidae. The record is from the annotation of a GenBank genome assembly.
AUGAUAGCAUUAACUGAGACCUUUCUUACGAGUUCAGUGUCCAAUGGUGAACUCUUUCCUCCGGGUUUUCAUGUGGUUCGUAAAGAUAGACCUGGUGAUUGUGGAUGGGGAGGAGUUUUGCUCGCGAUUCGUGAUCGUUAUAAUGUUAAAAUAGUUACGGAUAUUGUUAGUAUGACUGAUGACAAAGAAUUAAUAUUUGCAAUUGUGACAUUUAAAAAUGUAAAAGUUUUAUGUUGUGUCGUAUAUCUGCCACCAAAUUAUAAGGAUGAGCAAUAUUUGAAUGUUUUGACAUGUAUAGAAAAUGUGAUUUGUACUUACCCUGACCUAAAUGUUCUAAUCCUAGGUGACUUUAAUUUAAACUCUUGCAGUACCAAUAUAAAGACUUCUUUUGACUUUUUUUGUGAAUUCUGCUCGCUUAAGCAAUAUAAUACAGUCUUAAAUAAUCGCGGUGGUAUGCUGGAUCUGGUGCUGGGCAGUUUCGAAGCUAAACAGAUAGUGGUAUCUCUCAGUGAAGAUCCUCUGGUAAAUAUCGAUCAGUACCAUCCUAUGCUCGAUAUAAAUAUUACAUUUCCGGGCUUUUGGAUAGCAUCGAACGUGUCAUCUUUGCAGCAAGUGACACCUCGCUCGAAUACCAAUACAGAUUGGAACUGGCGUAAGGCAGAUUUUCAGGGUCUAUAUAGGACUUUGAUUGAAAUAGACUGGUCUGAUUUGUUAACAAUAAGCGAUAUUAACUGUGCUGUACAGCUGUUCUAUGAUAAGCUAUACGAAAUUAUAAAUCUGUUUGUGCCUAUUAAAAAACAAUUAUCAAACAAUCAGCGAUACAUAUAUCCAAACUGGUACAACGUAGAAAUAAUAAAAAAUAUAAAAAACAAACACUUUCAUCAUAAGCAAUUCAAAAAAGAGGGCAAAGAAUUUAAUAAGGCUAUGUUUAUAUAUUAUAGAGAAAAAGUUAAGAAAUUGAUUGACUGCGAAUACCGGAAAUAUAUGACUGUACUACAAAAAAAUAUCAUUGACGAUCCUGUGCAAUUCUGGAAAUAUGUAAAGGAGAAGAAAAAGAAUAGAAGGUACAUAGAUACAUAUAUAUAUGAAAAUACUGCAGUGACAGAUCAAGCCGCAGCCGAUGCCUUUGCUAAAUAUUUUGCGUCCGUUUUUCAUGCAGAGAAACCCGUGCUAAACCCGGAUACUGCUGCAAAAGCUGCAUAUGCACAUAUACAUCGAGAUGUGACCUCAGUUUCCAUCACGACAGUUGAUGAAAACGAUCUGAAGAAGGUAGUGAGACGCCUUAAGCCACGAUCGGCUGGUGGGCCGGAUGGCAUUCCUGUCUUCUUAGUUAAGGACUGUAUAUCAGUCCUUGGGCGGCCUCUUCUGUAUUUAUAUAAUCUUUCAUUGACCCAGUCAAGAUAUCCUGAGAGCUGGAAGCUAUCUCGAGUCACUCCUGUUCCUAAAGGAGACGGAGGCACAAAUGUUACUUCAUUCAGACCUAUAGCUGUCCUAUCCGUUUUUGGUAAGAUCUUUGAAGCAAUUCUAAGUGAUUCCAUCAAAUGCCAAAUCGGUCAACAGUUGCAUAAUGGUCAACAUGGGUUUCGUACAGCUCGCUCCACCGUCACCAACUUGGUCGCGCAUGUAGACUAUAUCUGCUCACAAAUGGAUAAGCGAAGGCAAGUUGAUGCGGCUUACUUUGACUUCCAGAAAGCCUUUGACCUUGUGGAUAACGAUGUACUAUUGAAAAAGUUGGCGAUUGUUGGAUUCGAACCAAAGCUCCUCAAUUUUUUUUCUUGUUACCUUAAUAAUCGACGUCAAUAUGUGAGGCUCAGUGGAUAUAACUCUGGAGACUACUUUACUAGGUCAGGAGUAAGUCAAGGUAGUACGUUAGGACCUUUGCUAUUCGUGAUAUUUAUCAACGAUUUGCCAGAUGUUGUUUUGACUGCAGAGUGUCUCCUAUUUGCGGAUGACCUGAAACUAACUCUGGGUAUUGAAACUGAGGCUGAUGCCGUGACAUUACAAAGAGAUAUUGAUGCUGUGUCUAUAUGGAGUCAAGAAAACCACCUUCCGUUCAAUAAUCUCAAAUGUAAAAUAAUAACUUUCACGAGAAAAUCACAGCCCAUUAUUUUUAAUUAUAAGUUGACUGACGAUCCUUUGGAAAGAGUUAAAGAGAUUAGGGACUUAGGAUUACUAUUAGAUUGCAAAUUAGAUUUUCACACGCAUAUCAACAAAAUUUGUAAGUCAGCGCAUAAAAUGUUAGGGUUUGUCAUAAGGACUGCGUCACAGUUUGAUAAUACACGGGUCGCAAAAGUAUUAUAUAAUGCUUAUGUGCGCAGUAAACUAGAGUACGGAGCUGUUAUCUGGAAUCCUUACGAAGAGAAAUACGUUCUAAUGAUUGAAAAAAUACAACGUAAAUUUGCUCGAUGGAUAUAUAAGAAACAGUACGGAUACUAUCCCUACUUAUACCCUUCCUUAUUCGUGUCUGGUAUGGUGGACAUUGAAACUUUGAAACUAAGAAGGGCAGUGUCUCAAGUCAUGCAAUAUCUGUCCAUAAUUCAUAAUAGGAUUGAUAGUCCCCAAAUACUAGAGCGUGUCCGCAUCUUGGUCCCUGGGAACGUGUCAGCAAACUCGCAGGGACAGGUGGCACCGCGGCGCCGCCCGAGACUGUUGGAGCCCCCCCGCGCACGUACCGAGCGCGCUCGUCAAGCGCCCACCAACCGCGCACUCCGCAUUAUUGGGGACAUACUUGCACAGCACAACGAGCUAGACUUAUUUGCCGAUGGAUUAGGACAUUUGUAUAAAAAAUUUCAAAUAAUUUUAAAUAAAUUCUAG